Messenger RNA from Thelazia callipaeda (thelaziosis nematode), 1608 nucleotides. NCBI's taxonomy places the organism in Eukaryota, Metazoa, Nematoda, Chromadorea, Rhabditida, Thelaziidae. The record is from the annotation of a GenBank genome assembly.
AUGAAAUUUGACGAUUUGCUGUCUACAAAUCUGGGUGAGUUUGGUCGUUAUCAAAAGAUACAGUUUUCACUAGUGUGCUUACCCAUUAUAUUUGUCUCUAUGCAUGCUUUGUCCUGGACAUUCAGUGCUGCUUCCGUACCACACAGAUGUCGACUGCAAAAUGAAAGUAAUACCGCGCAAUACUGGACAAGAAGCGAUCUAUUGAUAUCAGACUCGUCAAACUGUGAUACAAAUGGAAAACAGUGCAGAUAUAAAGAAUGUGGACUAAUAAAUGAAUCUAGCUGCCAUUAUGGAUAUAUCUUUGAUUUAUCCCAAAUUAAGUACUCAGCCAUCAACAGAUGGGAAAUUGUUUGCGAAUGGUCAGUCCUAAAGGCUUUCAUCCAAUCAACUUAUUACAUUGGCCAAAUGGGUGGCUCAUUACUUUUUGGCUUCCUAGGUGAUAGAAUUGGCCGUAAAAAGAUAUUCUUUAUCGCAAUAGUUAUACAAAUAAUUGCUGGUGCUUUAAUGGCGCUAGUACCACAUUGGGCAGCAUUUGCAGGAUUACGCGCUGUUGUAGGAUUUGCACAUCCAGGAAUUUUCGUCAUUGCUGUAGUCAUUGGUAUGGAAUUAGUUGGUCCAUCAAAAAGAAAGAUAGCCUCUGUAAUAUCAGGAAUAUUCUUUUCGUUUGGUCAAAUAUUGCUUGGAUGCCUUGCGUAUUUUAUUCGUGAUUACCGAUAUCUCCAACUUGCUAUCUCACUGCCCGCACUCGUAUUUAUGUGUUAUUGGUGGAUUAUUCCUGAAAGUGCACGAUGGCUUAUAUCUCAACAUCAAUAUGAAAAAGCUGAUAAAAUCUUGCAACGCGCAGCGAAAAUUAAUGGUACAAAAUUACCUGAGAAAUGGUGGGAACAAAUCGAUCUCCCAGAAGAAAAUAUUGAAAAUCGUUUUUCUCAAAGAAAAUACAAUUUUCUAGAUCUUGUCCGCACACCGCGCAUACGAUUACGUUCAUUUUCAUGCUUCUUCUUAUGGCCCGUUGUGUCGAUGAUAUACUACGGUGUUUCAAUGAAAACUGAUUUUCUUGGUGGUGAUUUCUACGGAACAUUCAUUAUUGGUGGUCUUGCUGAAAUACCAGCUCUGAUACUGCUAUUUGCAUAUAUAGAUAGAAUUGGUCGUAAACCAUUCUUUGCUGGUGGAUAUUUCGUUGCUGCCCUGUGCAUGCUUUCUAAUCUUUUGCUCCCAACACAAGUGCAUUGGAUAAUUAGUGUAUCCCAGUUUUUAAUGGCAAAAGCUGCUAUAACCAUUUGUUACGCUGUAAUUUACACAGUUACCCCUGAGUUAUAUCCUACAGUGAUUCGCAACUCAGCCAUGGGUUGUUGUUCGAUGAUAGCUCGUGUUGGUGCUAAUUUAUCGUGUUAUAUCGUCAUGUGGAUCGUUGAACGAAUCGGAACAUGGGCAAUGAUUAUUCCUUUUGGUAGUCUUUCGCUUAUAGCUGCCGUCAUUGUAAUGCUUUUUAUACCAGAAACAAUGGGUCAACCAUUACCUGAAACAAUUGAAGAAGUCGAAAACGACAUCCCGAAAGGUAAUGAAGAAAUGGCAACACUCUCUUCGGGGAAAAAAAAUGGCCUCGAGUAG